AUGUUACCCAUCAUUCUGCUUCUUCUCGCCCUUCUCUUCCCUUCAGUCGAAUCCGGUUCUGUUGAACUCUUCCCGGGCUUUUACUUGGCAUGCGGGGGAAGGACUUGUAGUCAAAAUGAUCCCGUGUUCAAUAACAUUGGAAAUGUCCGAUAUAACGAAUGGAAUAACCCGCUCUACUACAAUAACCAAAACAGCGUCCAAUACGGUUACGGAAGCGGAUACGGGAAUACGAACUACAACUACAACCGGCCCACCUACAACCAGAAUUACAACCAAAACUACCGCUACAAUCAGCCCUAUCAACAACAGCAGAAUACGUAUUCUGGAAGGAACUACUAUUCGAAUACUCAAUACUACCAAAACUCGAUCCAGCAAGCACCACAGCAGAGAACCCCCUACUACAACUCCGGAUAUCGGGCUUCAUACCAACAAUAUGGACUUUUGGUGGCUACGGUCGUAGAUGCGGAAUUUAAAUUGCUAUCUUCGCAUCGAGGAAAACUGUCGCGCUCGGCAUUAUCAAAUGAGGAAGAGCAUGCGAGUGUUCGGAAUUUUGUGUCCGGCCAGAAUUUCAUAUUCUCAGUCAUUAAUGCCCAUCUAUUGGAUAAUGACAAUUCUUAUACUGAGAAUAUCACUGUCGUGAUCAGCAAUGGGGAUUCUGUAUCGGCGGACAUUACCAUCACCUCCCCAUUCGUUGCCCUUCAAAAUAACCAAUUUACGGUGCCGCCAAAAACCAUUUAUAGCUACUCCCUGCCCCCAGAAAUCCAAACAAACUACCGUAACGUUGAUGUGGGGUACGUCAAGACCUCUAACAAAAGUAUCAGCCUGGUCGCCAAAAACGCAAAGGUCACGGUGGUUGUAAGGAAUUCGCAUUCGGACGGCCUUUCGGAGGAUGAUUAUGUGAUCUACCCUACUUGCACACUUGGAAGUCAAUACCAUUCGGUUGGGGACGAGUCGCUUUGGUCUGGGAAGAAUGCUACCAAUAUCUUUUCGAUUACAGCUUUACAGGAUAAUACUUUGGUUGCCACCUACCCCCGGCUAACCGUCGUAAACUUCACAAUAAACGCCGGCGAAGUGUUGACCCUAUCCUCGGAUAUCUACCCCAUGUCAAACUACCGAAUCCUCGCUUCGGCCCCAGUUGCUGUAACCUCCGGAGCUGUUUGUGGAUUUGGAUAUUACAACCAAAACCAAUGCAAUCAUGAGGCAGUCAUGCUCUUCCCCCUCGCCGACAGCGGGGUAGCAUUCCCGUACACCCAAUUUAAAUCCGAGGAUAACGGAGAGUUGAUGGUGUUCGUUACGGACAAUCGCACGAUCGUUUCACUCGAUGGGGUUCCCUGGGAUAGGUUCGACGCUAUUGAAUACGGGCUUCUACGGGUUCAAGGGAGUGUCUUUAUCACUAUGGACAAGCCGGGAUACGUUAUUGCAAUCGGCUCAACGAGGUCCGACUUCCAGGGCAGCCCAUUUUUAGCUCAUAUUCCUUCCCUGUCCCAAUAUACCAAUCAGACGUACCUUCAGGUCCAAACCGGCCUUGUCGGGCGCACAUUCGCUUCUCAUUAUAUCCGAAUCCAAACCGAUGUCCAGAUGACAGACGGAAUAUCCGUCGAUGGCUGGCCUAUUAAUGCAUUGUUUUAUGAAAGACAAGGCAAAUCAGCGAGUUACAUCGCAGACUGGUCAAUUAAUGCUGGAACCCAUGUGAUCCAGACGACAAAGCCGGGCGUCCGAUUCUCUGCUACUGUCUACGGCUUUGCCCCUUUCACUGCAUAUGCUUAUACGGCUGGAAUGGACUUGCCAGUCGUUGGUGCCUGC
Messenger RNA from Mesorhabditis spiculigera, 1803 nucleotides. Lineage: Eukaryota; Metazoa; Nematoda; Chromadorea; Rhabditida; Rhabditidae. The record is from the annotation of a GenBank genome assembly.